GUUCUCCCGGAGCUGUGCUCCUGCUGAUUGCUUUCGCCCCUGUUGAAGCUCUUUUCACUACUUGAGUUCGAAGAACCUGCUUUCGGCAAGUCUUACUCCCGCGUGUGACCUUCCUCUUACCCUCUCUUCCCCACCAUCUGUCACCAUGGCGGAUCCUACCGAUCUGAACCUGGAUGCACCCAGUGACUUACAAGAUAUUCCGGACAUGUCCAUGCAACUACUUCCCCCGCCUGAGGGGACAUAUCCUGAUAAGGCGACGCUUCUUGCAGCAGUGCAGGCACACGGAAAAGCUCAUGGAUACAACGUCGUAGUCAAGUCGUCCAGCACUCCCACGGAAAAGAAACCGGGGCGGACUGCCAAGGUCUGGUUGCGAUGCGAUCGCGGGGGCCACUAUCGCCCGCGCAACGGGCUCACUGAGGAAACUAGGAAGCGGCGGCGCACAUCCCGGUUGAUGGAUUGCCCGUUCAUGCUAGUUGCAGCUGGAACUCCUGGGAUUUGGACGCUGACUGUUCUGAAUGCCACACACAAUCAUGGCCCGAUUGUCGAAAAGCCUCGGCAGGUCCCUCAUCAUAAGGUCCGGAAGGGCCAGAUCGCAGCGGUACCCUACGAUUGGCCGCACGAUGCGACGCUGACCCCUUAUACGACGGCGUUAGUAAUUAUUGACAUGCAAAAGGACUUCUGUUUGCCGGGUGGAUACAUGAGCCUUCAGGGCUACGACAUAUCGGCUAAUCAGGCACUAAUUCCUAAAUUACAACAUCUGCUGAAUGCAUUCCGUUCAUCCGGUUUUCCCAUAUACCACACUCGGGAAGGACAUCGGCCCGAUUUGUCGACGCUGUCUAGUAGAGAGGCCUACCGUUCACAAAACAAUGCUUCUGGCAUGGGGAUUGGAUCUCCCGGACCCCUAGGCCGUCUGCUGAUACGUGGCGAGGUGGGUCACGACACCGUUGACGAAUUGUACCCAGUUCACGGGGAACCGGUAAUCGACAAACCAGGCCGGAGUGCGUUUGCACACACCGAUUUCGAACUCAUCCUUCGCAAUCGCGGUAUUAAGAACCUGGUGUUAGUGGGUGUAACGAUCGAUGUGUGCGUUGCGACGACUAUGCGCGAGGCCAACGACCGAGGCUUUGACUGCGUGGUGCUUGAAGACGGAACUGCAGCCAGCGAACCGUCCCUUCAUGUGAGUGCCAUCGAGUCAAUUAAGAUGGAGGGAGGCAUCUUCGGGGCAGUAGCCAAACUAGAGGACGUGAUGCACGCAGUGGAGAACUUCAAAGCCGUGACUGUGAAGAAGCUGGCACCGCAGAUGACGGUAUGAUGGGUGGCGUGGGGAUGGUCCAACUUUUGCCUUUUUCUCUUUUACCUCUUUGCUACUCCCCGCCCACAGAGGCCUUCUGACUUUAUCGGAAUCAACAUUGGGGUAUCAUUCAGCGCUAUCAAAAUCGGAGGAACGAUCUGCCACUGGGAUAGAGGAGUCAUCAUCAGGACGGACAAGGACAAGAAAUAGUAACGAAGCUAUGAAUACGAUUUAUG
Molecule: messenger RNA, 1527 nt
Organism: Aspergillus neoniger CBS 115656
Lineage: Eukaryota; Fungi; Ascomycota; Eurotiomycetes; Eurotiales; Aspergillaceae
Product: cysteine hydrolase family protein
Exons: 5
Coding region: 146-1312 (388 amino acids)
Source: RefSeq, a predicted model, not a curated record